This is a messenger RNA of Hemibagrus wyckioides, 4034 nucleotides long. RefSeq names its product karyopherin alpha 4 (importin alpha 3) (gene kpna4). Gene Ontology annotation, cellular component: nucleus; nucleoplasm; cytoplasm. Gene Ontology annotation, biological process: NLS-bearing protein import into nucleus. The transcript is spliced from 17 exons. The coding region runs from base 161 to 1726 and encodes 521 amino acids. Lineage: Eukaryota; Metazoa; Chordata; Actinopteri; Siluriformes; Bagridae. Gene Ontology annotation, molecular function: nuclear import signal receptor activity; protein binding. The record is from RefSeq and is a predicted model, not a curated record.
CACCGGCAUUCCCGUCAUGCAACGCGAGGCUAUUACUUGCUAGCAGAAAAAAAAAUAGUCCGGUGGUUAGCUGAGCCAAAGUGAACGGGCUGUGUGAGAAGGAUAGUCGAAGAGAAAUCUCGAUAUUUCCAUCUGAAUCGAUAGCUCUAUAAUCGCAAACAUGAACGAUAACGAGAAACUGGACAACCAGCGACUGAAAAAUUUCAAAAAUAAAGGUCGCGAUUUGGAGACGAUGAGAAGACAGCGCACAGAGGUGGUCGUCGAACUGAGAAAGAAUAAGAGAGACGAGCACCUCUUGAAGAGGAGGAACGUGCCGAAUGAGGACAUCUGUGACGACUCUGAUGUUGACGGGGAUUUCAGGACGCAAAACACCUCAUUGGAGGCAAUUGUCCAAAACGCCACCAGUGACAACCAGGGCAUUCAGCUGAGUGCAGUGCAGGCUGCCAGGAAACUGCUAUCGAGUGACCGCAACCCUCCCAUAGAUGAUCUGAUAAAGUCUGGUAUUCUGCCUAUUCUUGUGCACUGCCUAGAUAGGGAUGACAAUCCAUCUCUGCAGUUUGAGGCAGCCUGGGCUUUGACCAACAUCGCUUCAGGGACCUCAGAGCAAACACAGGCAGUGGUGCAGUCCAAUGCAGUUCCCCUGUUCCUAAGGCUGCUCCACUCUCCCCACCAGAAUGUGUGUGAGCAAGCUGUGUGGGCUUUGGGCAAUAUAAUCGGUGAUGGUCCCCAGUGCAGGGACUAUGUGAUCAGCCUAGGUGUUGUCAAGCCCCUGCUGUCCUUCAUCAGCCCAUCCAUUCCCAUCACCUUCUUGCGCAAUGUCACCUGGGUCAUGGUAAACCUGUGUCGCCACAAGGAUCCACCUCCACCCAUGGAGACCAUCCAGGAGAUCCUGCCUGCCCUGUGUGUCCUGAUUCAUCACACAGAUGUCAAUAUCCUUGUGGACACAGUGUGGGCUCUGUCUUAUCUGACUGAUGCUGGCAAUGAGCAGAUCCAGAUGGUCAUUGACUCUGGCAUUGUUCCUCACCUGGUACCCCUCCUUAGCCACCAGGAGGUCAAAGUUCAGACUGCAGCGCUGCGUGCAGUGGGGAACAUUGUGACUGGCACAGACGAACAAACACAGGUGGUGUUGAACUGUGAUGCCCUGAGUCACUUCCCUUCUUUGCUUGCACACCCCAAGGAAAAAAUAAACAAGGAGGCAGUGUGGUUCCUGUCCAAUAUCACAGCUGGGAACCAACAGCAGGUCCAGGCAGUUAUUGAUGCCGGUCUGGUGCCUAUGAUCAUCCAUCUGCUCGACAAGGGAGAUUUUGGCACUCAGAAAGAGGCAGCUUGGGCCAUCAGUAACCUUACAAUCAGUGGCAGAAAAGACCAGGUGGCGUAUCUGAUCCAGCAGCAGGUCAUUCCACCAUUCUGUAACCUACUGACAGUCAAGGAUGCUCAGGUGGUGCAGGUGGUUCUGGAUGGACUGAGCAAUAUUCUGAAAAUGGCUGAUGAAGAGGCAGAGACCAUCGCCAAUCUGAUUGAGGAGUGUGGAGGACUGGAAAAAAUUGAACAGCUGCAGAAUCAUGAGAAUGAGGACAUCUACAAACUGGCUUACGAAAUCAUUGAUCAGUUCUUCUCGUCUGAGGAUAUUGAUGAGGACUCUAGUCUGGUUCCAGAGUCCAUCCAAGGUGGAACAUACGGAUUUAAUUCAUCAGCCAAUGUGCCAGCAGAGGGAUUCCAGUUCUAGAAGGGUGACAUGAAAUCUGGAGAUUUGUUUGCGAUGCAGCACUCUAACAUGUACAAAAAAAAUUAAUUAGGAGAGAAAGAGAGAAGUGCGCGAAUGUGAGAAAUUAGAUCCAUUGUGCUUGGCUCAUGGGAUCCAUGGCUGCAUCUAAUCCAAGAGAAAUUGUGUGGAUUUCGUUUGGCAUCCUGGCGUGAAUCCAGUCCAAAUGAAGUAUGUGACGGCGAGUGGGUGCGAGUGAGAAUGAGUGGGCUACUAAAUGUUGCAAAAACACAACCAUCUACACCGAAUGCGUUCAGAGAACAUUUCGCGAAAUGUCACACAAAUAUCAGGACGUGUCUACCAAACGACAACAAAAGCAAAUCGGCACAACAAAAAAACAAAAACAAAACACAACACGGGGAGAAACAAGAUGUUGCAACCUAGCAAUUGGAGAGAAUGACACAGACAAAACCUCUGAACAAGAAUAUACAAACAAACAAAAACAAACAAAAUGAACUGAGCAGCGGGAGGUGACAUAACAGUUGGCGUCUCCCCUCCCCACAAUGGGCCCCGCUGUGAGAGGUGUGUGCGAGUGAGCCGUUUUUGCGUAUGAAUGUAUGGACCUGGGGCCGAGGGCGCGGAGCUUACCUCAGAAAUCUCUAACUUUCGGCGCAUGUCGUUCCUUGACUGCGCUACUUGUGCAAAGUCAGCAGACGAAUGAGUGUGCGUGUGUUUGUGUGUGUGAGAGAGAGGGAGAGAGAGUGAGUGCGUGUGACUGACUGGAGGCUGUGUCAGACAAGGCUGAAUGUGGACGCAUGUGGAGAGUCACCAUCAAAAUACUAAAAGGAGCGUAAAUACAAAGUAGUAUGGAAAAAUAAAAUAAAGGAAAGCAAAAAAAAAAGAGAGAGAAGUAAACAGCAAGGAAGAAGCGGCUGAUCAGAAAAGAAGAAAAAAAAUUAAAACUUAAAGAAUAAAAAAAAAGUCAAGCAACAGCAAUGAUUUAAAAUUAAAAAAAAAAAAAAAAAGACAUCAGGUUUCUUUUUGUUUUCUUUUCUUUUUAAAUGACACUGGACUAGACUCUUAAGAGGAGAAAUGGAGGGCUGUCGUGUUUAAAAAUGAUGCACUCUGUAGCUUUUGGGAUUUGCUUUUAGUCUCCAGUGUUUUACACUUUAUUUUAGCUUCCGGAUAUAUUUUCAGUGUUUGUGUAGAACUGCAGUUUAACCCUCACAGUCCUUCAAUACAAGUACCACUGUAGUUUUGCCUUUUUCUUUUCUUUCUUUUCCUUUUUUUAUUUUUUAGAACAAGCUUGCAAGCACCCAUUCUUAUUUUUCAAUACUCUGUAUUACUCUUCUGCAUGAUAUAUUUGUUCUUUUUAUUUUUUUCUUGUAGGUUCUCUGUAGAGCCCUUGCACCUUUGGUGGAAAUAAAUGGAGAAAUAUGGCCAUUUUUAUGUAAAGUCAUGGAAAUUUCAGUCUUUACAUGUGCUGAAAUGCAAAAUAGUUUUAUGGGUUUUUACUUCUGUUAGCAAAUUACUUUAUCCUUUUUUUUUUUUUUUUUUUUUUUUAAUUUGUAAAUUGCUUUUUAUACAUUAUGUCUAUUUCCCCCCAUCCCCUUGCUCAACACUCAGUGCCCACCUGAUCGAUUCAGUCGAAUCAGUUUUGCAUACACACUUCAGGACGGUGUGUGGUGAGUGCAGAUGUAGAACUGGCACGCGUAUCCCAUCAAACUAUAUGCAUAAUACAAAUACAAUAGAAAUCUUUUUUUUUCUUUUUCUUUUUUUUUUUUACACGUGUAUAUAUAGAUAGUCCUAAUUAAUGUCAAGCCACAUUAGAGGUGUAAUCCUUCAUGAUAGUUUCAAUGAUUUGAAAUAAACGACCUGCCUCUUAUUUUGGGGUGUUGUUUUUGGGAGGAAAUGAUUUUCAUAGCGUCACGCUCCAGCUCCCUGAAGUCUCUGGUGUCCUACAGACUGCUGUCUGGUGCCUUCUUUCUAGAGCACAAGUAAAAGGAGAAAAAAAAAUGCAUGAACAAAACAGUGGUGUUCUUGAGUACACAAUGUUGUCAUUUUUCCCUUCUAGGUCCUUUUUAUUUUUUGGAAUUUUUAUUAUUAUUUUUUUUGUGUUGAAAUUUCACAACACUGUAGAGAUGGAUUACUCUUUGUGGUCAUAACCUUCUGUUGGACAUAGGGUAUAUGUGCAGCAUUCCUCAAAGAUGCGAUUUCAUAUGUGCAGCAUUAGCAAAAAUGGGGAAAUCAUUGAAAUUAGAUGAUAUGCUUAACCUGUUGACCAUAUGACUACAGGCUAAGUUUCUUUGAUGAAAUAAAUAUUGAAACCAUA